GAUCUCCUGGUCGAUAAGCUAUUGUAACGCAGGCAAGGAGAUAAGUUCGACGAGGCCAGUGUUACCUGCGCGUAUAAACAGUUGCUAUAGUAACGGGUGUUUUACGACACCGGUUAGCUGAAGGUCUGGCAAUGCCGCUCCUCAGCCUUGUGGUGACAUAGUCAAGCCAAAGAUUCAGGCCACAAUCUUUUGACAUCGUGACAUGAACUUUGAUCAAGAUUCUUUUUGCCCUUGUCAGCGUGUCGGCAGAAACAUGUCUGGCUAAACCAUAUGUUGGCGAGCUUGACCUACCUGGAAACCAGAUACGAUACUUAACGCUACAGAUCACCAUGUUCAUGACGCCAGUCAUCUCGGGGUCGUCCCGUGUGAGCAGCGACGCAUUUGGUCUCAUGCCCCUCAAUGCGCUAAAUGGCUCCGACUCAACGUUCCCCAUGUGCUCGGACACAUCAUCCGCCAUUGUUCCACCGUCGUAUGAAGAAGCAAUGACGAGCGUUCUUUGCGGUAGUUUGGCGUUCGACGUUCAAAGAGAUUCCCGAAAUCCGUCACCCACCACCCCUCGGUCCAGAAAACUAGAGGCCUCGCCGAGAAGUUUCAAGAUGUCUCCAACACCGUCGCGUGUUGCCCCUGUGACUCCUCGGGAAGAUGACGUCAUGAUUUGUCUCUCCCAUGAACAUAACGAUUUUUCACUGCUACGUUCGUCGCCGAUUCCCCACAUACAGACUGACAAAGCUUAUAGAAGUUCAAGGUCACCGCAGCUGAAGAGAAAUAACUCGGACCCACCCCCGGCUUAUGAUGACGUAGUGAACAUACCUCGUAACGCCACUUCCUGUCCAUCCUUUCCGCGCUCAAGAAGCGUCGACUAUUCGAUUGAGUCCGCCAACAUCAGUGUUAUCAGCGCAUCAGGGGUGCAUGGUUACGUGUUAUCAGAGAUUGAACAAAGUUUGCAUACGAAACGACAAAAGAAGAAGCGCAUGCGCCAUGUGAUGUGCGGAUCUGUGACUGUGGCUAUAGUGGUCGUGAUCCUUGUGGUCAUCGUGCUAAUGACUUCCGGUACCCUUCUGUCAAACAAUAGUCAAGGUCAUUCUGCGCAGACGACAACUCAAGCAACGAACGCGGAGCACAAGGAACGACUUGUCAGAUCCACAUUCUUUACACAAAUCAACCUAACUCCAAGGGCAAACGGACUGAAAAUAACACGUGUCGUAGGUCUUCGAAAUGAACGUUCUGCAAAUGGUGGCCAAGUCAACAAUGUCAUUGUUGCCUUGUAGGAUGCGGAAUAUUAUCAUGUUUAAAUCGUAGGUGCUCAAAAGAAUCACAUUUUCAUAAAAAUCCUUCACAGCAAUUUUCGGUGUCACGGGUGUCCCAGUCGUCACAGGCGUCGCAGUUCGCUCUAUAGAGUUGCCUCCCGUAGGCGUGCCAGAAACCUAUGAUCGAGGGUUCAAAUCCCGGUGAUUAUGUUUCUCAAAAUGUCAGCACCAUACCCUUGCUACCCAAAGUGGUAAACGUCUAAGACCUGCAUCACUUCGGGUUUUCCUCCCACAUCCAGCUGACACUUUUAUAACUAAAUUAAUGUUCAAUGGCAUCACACGACAUCCCAAACACAAAUACGUAUAAUUUUGCAUUCAGUGGGAUAUUCUCUUUUGUGUUAUAUCAUCCGUCAUAUAAGCUAAAGCCAAAGCACUGUAAACAUCCUCUUCAACAUAUGGAAAAUAUCUGCAUGUUUCACAUUUUCCCCACCGUCAGCCUCAUUUCAUGUAUAUUUUGAAAUACAGUAAACUACGGUUAUAACGAACUCGCUUAUAACGAACUGAACGAUAUAACGAACUUAUUUUUAGUCCCGACCAUUUGUUGUAUAAAUUCUGUAUAUAUGCUUAUAACGACGACAGUUGUUACAAAUUAAAUUAUGUGGUCUCUUCGAGUUCGUUAUAACCGUAGUUUACUGUAUACAUAUCGGAAUAAAUGUUAUAACAUAAAAAUCACAUUCUUAAUGACAAUUGUUCGCACGUUUUCAAGGAGCGUAUAAUCUUUCUUAAGCGUCGUCAAUACCCCGAACGUCUAAAACCUGCAUCACUUGAGUAUUUCGACCACUGAAGAUCCGGGGAGAGAAUAGGGUACGCUUGUACAAAACAACCUUAGCGCUACGACUGUCGUAAGUCUAUGUUAGGGUAUGGGAGUUACGAUCACCUUGGCGAUAAGAUCGCUCUGUACAAGGGCACUCAGGUCUUCAGCAACCCAUGCUUGUCGUAAGAGGCGACUAUACUUGUCGUAAGCGGCGACUAACGGGAUCGGGUGGUCAGGCUCGCUGACUUGGUUGAUGCA
Molecule: messenger RNA, 2319 nt
Organism: Haliotis rufescens (red abalone)
Lineage: Eukaryota; Metazoa; Mollusca; Gastropoda; Lepetellida; Haliotidae
Exons: 3
Coding region: 330-1268 (312 amino acids)
Source: RefSeq, a predicted model, not a curated record